Acomys russatus (golden spiny mouse) is the source of this 1605-nucleotide messenger RNA. It is a transcript of the gene Fgf9, whose product is annotated as fibroblast growth factor 9. Gene Ontology annotation, biological process: positive regulation of epithelial cell proliferation; animal organ morphogenesis; lung development. Gene Ontology annotation, molecular function: growth factor activity; fibroblast growth factor receptor binding. The record is from RefSeq and is a predicted model, not a curated record. Gene Ontology annotation, cellular component: cytoplasm. The transcript has 3 exons. Lineage: Eukaryota; Metazoa; Chordata; Mammalia; Rodentia; Muridae. The coding region runs from base 775 to 1401 and encodes 208 amino acids.
GCGGCGACACCUGUUCGCCGCAGCCCGGGCAGCACGCGAGCUCCGGGACGCGGUCCUUGCCCGCCGCUUGCCGCUCGCCUCAUUGCAAGCCGCCGGACCUCCGCAGAGCCUCUGCAGCGUUCUGGAUACUCGCAUUGGACGCCGAAAGUUUUUUUUUCUUCUUCUUCUUUUUGUUAUAUUAUCCUUAUUUUUUGGAGGAGGGACUGGGAGGAUAGAUUUGUCGCCGCCGCCAACGUGAGAUUUUUUUCCCCCCCUUGAAGGAGUCAUGCUGAUGUCUGCAGAGUCGGCUAGAGAGUAAAAACAGCGCAUGCCUUUCUAGAGUCAGGAUCCGUAAAUUCUGACGUAGCCCGAGCAUCUUAAAAAUCCCUGUAAUAUCGCCCAAGCACUCACGUUGCUAUGGUCAUUCUGAUCUAUAGGCAAAUGGAGAAACUACGGAUUUUUUCCCCUUAUUACGGUCGGAUGGGAUGAAGACCUUCCUGCCUGCUGAGAGCCAAGGCUCCAUAUGUAGCGAUGCAUAGCUGUGUUGAUCAAUGUCAGUGUGUGAGUAUAAAGUGGUGGCUUCGUAGACUAUCAGUGGUUUGACCUUGAACCUGUGCCAGAGAAACAGCAGAUUACUUUUAUUUAUGCAUUGGAUGGAUUGAAGAAAAGAACCCUUCUUUUUCCCUCUCUCUCUGCAACUGCAGCCAGGGAGGGGAGUUGGAUAUACCUCGCCUUGUGUCUCCUGGUUGAAACCAUCAUUAUUGUUUAUUCUUGUGCUUAAAAGCCAGUCCUCUGAUGGCUCCCUUAGGUGAAGUUGGGAGCUAUUUCGGUGUGCAGGACGCGGUACCGUUCGGGAACGUACCGGUGUUGCCGGUGGACAGUCCGGUGUUGCUAAGUGACCACCUGGGUCAGUCUGAAGCAGGGGGGCUGCCCCGGGGACCCGCAGUCACGGACUUGGAUCAUUUAAAGGGGAUUCUCAGGCGGAGGCAGCUGUACUGCAGGACGGGAUUUCACUUAGAAAUCUUCCCCAACGGUACGAUCCAGGGAACCAGGAAGGACCACAGCCGAUUCGGCAUUCUGGAAUUUAUCAGUAUAGCAGUGGGCCUGGUCAGCAUCCGUGGCGUGGACAGUGGACUCUACCUCGGCAUGAACGAGAAAGGAGAGCUGUACGGAUCAGAAAAGCUAACACAAGAGUGUGUAUUCAGAGAACAGUUUGAAGAGAACUGGUACAACACCUACUCUUCCAACCUGUAUAAACACGUGGACACCGGAAGGAGAUACUAUGUUGCAUUAAAUAAGGACGGGACGCCAAGAGAGGGGACCAGGACUAAACGGCACCAGAAAUUUACGCAUUUUUUACCUAGACCCGUGGACCCUGACAAAGUACCUGAACUAUAUAAGGAUAUUCUAAGCCAAAGUUGACAAAGACAGUGUCUUCACUUGAGCCCUUAAAACAUAACCACUAUAAAUGCUUUCCUGCGGUGGGUUCUUAUUGAUUAGCAGAGCCGUCACCUCAGCUCCACAGUUGCCAAACUUUGUCUCGCAUGUGUAUGAUGGUGGAAGCUUGGAUGAGGACUUGCUGAUUUGCUCUGCGCUUACUGGCGGCGGCUGGUCCUCCUGGAGGGC